This is a messenger RNA of Scomber japonicus (chub mackerel), 1239 nucleotides long. Its product is annotated as testicular acid phosphatase homolog. NCBI's taxonomy places the organism in Eukaryota, Metazoa, Chordata, Actinopteri, Scombriformes, Scombridae. The transcript has 11 exons. Gene Ontology annotation, biological process: peptidyl-tyrosine dephosphorylation involved in inactivation of protein kinase activity; negative regulation of ERBB4 signaling pathway; regulation of neuronal synaptic plasticity. Gene Ontology annotation, molecular function: protein tyrosine phosphatase activity; acid phosphatase activity; receptor tyrosine kinase binding. Gene Ontology annotation, cellular component: postsynaptic membrane; lysosome. The record is from RefSeq and is a predicted model, not a curated record. The coding region runs from base 1 to 1239 and encodes 412 amino acids.
AUGUUGACGUUUCAGGAAAGUUUGGGCUGUGUGUUUCUUCUCUGUUGCAUCUGCUUGACUGAGUGUCGGGAGCUGAAAUUUGUCGUAGCUGUGUUCCGACAUGGUGAUCGAUCGCCUAUUGAGUCGUAUCCCAGGGAUCCUCAUGGGGAGGGAGUGUGGGCUCAAGGCUUCGGACAGUUGACUGAGCUGGGCAUUAAACAACAGUUUGAGCUGGGUAGGUUUCUGAGGAGGCGGUAUGGAAACUUUCUCGAUCCAGACUACGACAACAAAGAAUUAUACGUGCGUAGCACUGACUACGACCGCACUCUCAUGAGUGCCCAGGCCUGCCUCGCUGGGAUGUUCUCCCCAACCAGACGCCCGCCUCCAAUCAUGCCCCAGUUACUGUGGCGGCCCAUUCCAGUGCACACCAUCCCCAGGGCCCAGGACAAGCUGUUGAAGUCUCCAGGCAAAGACUGUCCGAGGUUCAGAGCGCUGAUGACGGAGACUUUUGAGAGUGAGACCUACCAGAGGUACCUCAGGGCUCACCAGCACUUUGUAGAGGAGCUUUCCAACCACACCGGUUACCCCAUCUCCAAACUGGUUGGCAAAAAAAUAUGGAGGGUCUAUGACACGCUUACCUGUCAGAGGAUCCAUAACUUGACUCUCCCACGCUGGGCCACCCAAGAUGUUCUGGACACCCUAAAGAGAAUAGCAUCCUUUGAGGUCAUGUACAGCAUCCUCAGUCACAAGCGGAAAGAGAAGGCAAGGCUCUCGGGAGGCGUCCUGCUGAAUGCCAUCCUAAGGAAUUUCUCCAAGGCUGUAGAGCAAGGGAGCACACUCAAAUUCAUUAUGUAUUCAGCUCAUGACUCCACACUCAUCACCCUCCAGGCUGCUCUGGAUGUGUACAACGGCCUUCUCCCUCCUUACGCUGCCUGUCAGCUCUUUGAGUUCUACCAGGAGUAUGAUGGAUCCUAUUCUGUGGAGCUGUAUUACCGCAAUGACUCCUGGCGCGACCCCUACCCAAACCCAGUGCCAGGAUGCAAUGGAUUGAGCCCCUGCCCUUUGUCCAUGUUCACUGAACUGGUGCAGGAUGUGGUGGCAGAGGACUGGGGAGCAGAGUGCGGGUUUAGGUUAAGUUCUUCCAGUACAGGUGUCAUAAUAGCUCUUGCAGUGGCCGUGGGUGUCCUUGCAGUGGCGCUGUUGUUCAGCAUAGGAAUGGCAAUCCACAGGAGACGAACGCACUACUCCAGAGAGGUGUAG